AUGAGGACACUGAGCCUGUGGUUGCUUCUCCUUGCUUCAGCCUGGGCAGAGGAGCAGGACAAAGUGGUGCACGGCAGUCCCUACCACCUGGACGCCCACCCCUUCCAGGCUGCACUCUUCACCUCUGGCCACUUGUUCUGUGGUGGGGUCCUGGUGGACCGUCAGUGGGUGCUCACAGCCGCCCACUGCAAAAAACCGCAACUGCAGGUCUACCUGGGGAAGCACAACCUCCAUCACCGGGAGAGCUCCGAGGAGGAGUUCACUGUGGUCCGGGAGAGCUCCGAGGAGGAGUUCACUGUGGUCCGCAAGGUCGUCCACCCCAACUACCACCCCCAGACCCGUGACAACGACCUCAUGCUGCUGCAUCUGGCUCGGCCCGUGAAGACCUCUCAUCGGAUACAGCCACUGCCAAAGGAGCCCAACUGCUCGGCCCAUAAGUCCCACUGCCAAACCCUGGGCUGGGACAAGACAGAAGAGAGUGUUUUUCCUGACACCAUUAACUGUGCUGAAGUCCACCUGGUGCCGAAGACAGACUGUGAGGGAGCCUACCCCGGCCAUUUCACCCGGACCAUGGUGUGUGCCAGCAGUGACCAGGAAGGAGCAGAUUCCUGCCAGGGUGAUUCCGAGGGCCCCCUGAUAUGUGACAACCAUCUCCGGGGCAUUAUGGCUUGGGGUGAUUCCCCCAGUGGAUCCAAGAACAAACUAGGAGUCUACACCGACAUCUGCAUGCAUCUCCAAUGGGUGAAGAACGUCAUUCGCCAGGAUGGCUCUGGCCUGUGA
Dipodomys ordii (Ord's kangaroo rat) is the source of this 780-nucleotide messenger RNA. RefSeq names its product kallikrein-related peptidase 6 (gene Klk6). Gene Ontology annotation, molecular function: serine-type endopeptidase activity. The record is from RefSeq and is a predicted model, not a curated record. The transcript has 5 exons. Gene Ontology annotation, biological process: proteolysis. The coding region runs from base 1 to 780 and encodes 259 amino acids. NCBI's taxonomy places the organism in Eukaryota, Metazoa, Chordata, Mammalia, Rodentia, Heteromyidae.